Messenger RNA from Manduca sexta (tobacco hornworm), 4384 nucleotides. It is a transcript of the gene Sox102F, whose product is annotated as transcription factor Sox-5. The transcript has 7 exons. The record is from RefSeq and is a predicted model, not a curated record. The coding region runs from base 284 to 1891 and encodes 535 amino acids. Gene Ontology annotation, biological process: regulation of transcription by RNA polymerase II; cell fate commitment. Gene Ontology annotation, cellular component: nucleus. Gene Ontology annotation, molecular function: RNA polymerase II cis-regulatory region sequence-specific DNA binding; DNA-binding transcription factor activity, RNA polymerase II-specific. Lineage: Eukaryota; Metazoa; Arthropoda; Insecta; Lepidoptera; Sphingidae.
GGCGAGUUGCUCGCACGUUCGUCGCUCGCGGAUCGCGCCGCUCGAGUCGUUCGAUCGCGGAACCUCUUGUUUUGUUGCCGAUUUAUUUGUGUUGCUGAUUGUUUUUGUUUUGUGCGUUGGACCGGAUAUGUUUGUGAUAGAAUAUAUCUGCAGUGGCCGGACGUAUUGACGUGUUCAGUUUGUUUUAAUUUGGUUUGCGUUUUUUCCGUUUGUUUUGGUCGCCGCUGCUCGUCUCUGAUGUCUCUGAAGGCGAGAGGAACAAUGGUAACGCAUGUGAAGAAACAUGUCAUCUAAAAGAAAGUCGCCACCGUCGAAAUUGCAAGAAGGAGCCGCCGACAACGAGAAAGCCGAAGCCGGUCCUGCCAACCUGGAGUUCGCUGACCACCACGAGUCAGACUCCGAGCAGCACUACUACAAGUUCUCGCCGAGCUCCUCAACCCGAAGCUCUAUCAGCGAAGACGAUCAUUGCGACGACGAAAGACCCUCGAAGAAGCAACGGUUCGAGCAAACGUCAGACAUGACAAACAACCUUCUAGUCCCAUCGUCCUUCCUCACGCUGCACCAGAACGAUCUCCAGGCGAGAAGACGUGGAUCGUCGGAAUGCAGCAGCCCAGGCGCUGAGGCUAAGGUGUUGGGGCUCUGUAAUAAUAACAACUCAUUGUUGAACCACAACAGCGCUUUGUCGCUGGCGCCGCCGCACAAGCGGUCGAUGGACGACGUCCUCAAGAGAUUAACUUCGAAGAUGAAUAACAGUACGAUUAAGGAGGAGAAGAGGCCGACUCCCUCGACGACGCCGGUGAAGCAAAACAAUGACGGCAGAGGAGUCCUCGAUGCAGCGGCCCUGCGCGCGCUGGCGGGAGAGAGCGUGUUGGAGAAAGAGAGGCAGGUCUCCGAGCUGAUACUGCAGUUGCAGAUGGUCAGGGAGCAGCUGUUAGCGCAGCAAGAGCAUCCGAAGAGUAUAAGCAACGUGUCAGCCGAGCUGGAGCUGCAGCGACUGCAGCAGGAGCAGCUGCGGCGUCAGGAGUUGGUGCGGCGCGGACAGCACGGGAUGUACCCUGGCCCUCCGCUGGCAUUACUGCCACUGCUGGAGCAGAUGAGACCACAGCCGCAAGCGCCGCCUAAUGUGGUCCCCACACCGCCCUGGCCUGCGACGGCGCAACUCGCGCAGCUCACGGCGGGCGCGCGUUCACCUCCACCCCCCGACCCGGACGCGCCGCUCAACCUGAGCAAGCAGCGCUCCCCUUCGCCAGCGCAGCCGAUGAUGCUGCCCCGGUUCGUCCCCUACCCACCCAUGGAGGAAAAGUCUCCUUACAUGCCUAAAGAAGAAGAGUAUAGCGCUUGUAACACAUCUUCAUGGGCCCAAUCGCCGCAGGAAGAAGUGGAAAAGGCAAAGCUGGUGCGUCAGCCGAGACGCGAUGAGACCGGCAAGCCCCACAUCAAGAGACCCAUGAACGCCUUCAUGGUGUGGGCCAAGGACGAGCGCAGGAAGAUCCUGAAAGCCUGCCCUGAUAUGCACAACUCUAACAUAUCCAAGAUCCUCGGGGCGAGAUGGAAGGCCAUGUCGAAUGCGGAGAAACAGCCGUAUUACGAGGAACAGUCAAGACUUUCGAAACUACAUAUGGAGAAACAUCCUGACUAUAGGUACAGACCAAGGCCGAAGCGGACAUGCAUAGUCGAUGGGAAGAAAAUGCGAAUAUCCGAAUACAAGAACUUGAUGCGAACGCGUCGACAGGAGAUGCGUCAGCUGUGGUGCCGGGACGGGGGGAGCGAGCUGGGCUUCCUCCCCUCCCUCUCGUCUCCAGGACCUUCGAACUCGUCCCCACCCCCCAACGGAGGCAGCUACAUGAACCCCUCGUUUUCUCCGCCGCUGUCCCCCAGAGAGGAUGAUUGAGGAACGGCGCGCGGCUGGCCAUACCCGCACGCCGCGCCUCUCUCGCUCCCGCCGUCGCACCACCCCUGGUAAUUCUAUUCUAGAAUGGCGCACCGAUAUGUGAAAACGAUCAAUAAUGGUCUCCAAAUUAGUGACAAAAUUAUAUUUAUAAUUUAAACUUUGAUUUUGGCUUGAGUCAAUGUUUUUAAACGGACACGAAGUUAAAUAAUCAUCAAGUAACAGACAUCCAAAUGUGUUACUUGAUAUCGAUGAAACUGUUGCGUGAAAACUUGCGUCUUUUCGAAAUGUAGGGGUUACGUGUGUCUCUUUCUAUGUACAUACGAGUGAGGGAGACAAAAUUAUUAUUUCUCGAGGAAGGUUGUCUGCCAGUGUCUCAAAUUGGAUCUCUCAUUUAAAAAUAUGUGUAAUUAUAAUGAGGUUAUUCCAUUAGUGAAUUAAGAAAAACUGUAAUCGUGGACAUGUUUAGAUGAAUGGCUUUUUAUACAGGAAACAGUCGGCUUCAUGAUUUAUUUUGUUUAAUUCUUUCCUUAUGAAUAUAAUUUUGGCUGUACGGUCUAAUAUUUUUGCCUUGCCACUCAAAGAUACCUAUAAUGAUAAAUAUGUAUUUAUAAAUUAUAUCGAUACAGUAAACUGCCGACUUAGAAUUAAUAGUUAUUUUAAAUAUACGGAUUUUCUCUCUAAUAAAUUUGUAAUAUCGCGGGACUAGGUAUCCAUAAACGAUAAAGUUGUAGAAUCAGGCAUUAUAUUGUCAAUAGGUCAGACAUGUAAGAAAUAUGUAGAAAAUUAGGCAAAAAUGUAAAUAUACCACGUUUCUUCUACUUAACUGGAUGUAACCUAUGACAACAUUACGAUGUAUUUUGUGUAAAUAAGUGAACAUUGUAGAUAUUUCAUUAUUUUAUAGCGUUUGGCUAAAUGUUAUAGUUUAAGGUUCAAAUAUUAGCGUGUAUUGUUAGGUUUAGACGAAAGGAUCUUGACUUUUAAGUGGCCAUGUAUAAAAUUAGGUACGUUAUUUAGAUGCUCCUAGUUUUAAGCGAUUAAAAUGUGUCAAACCAAAAAUGAAGCGGAAUGCUUGAAAAUUUAUGUGUUUUGAACACGCGGCGAACUGGUUAUGUUGGUAUACAGUGAGAUUUAAAGCAUAAUGAUCUAAUACUCAUAUUGGUACUAUAACUAGCUCAGUGGGUAGUUGUAGCCAGUGGAAAUAUUUUAACUAUAUUUAAAGACAGCAUUUUAUUUUUGGAAAUAAUGAUUCGAAUAAGUGUUUUUUUGUUUCGAAUGAUUAGACUUAGAUUGUCUACCAAAAUACUUGUAAAAAUUAUUAUUGCUUACCUACUCUUACAUAAUGGUCAUAGAAGCUAAUAAUAUAGUGAAUAUUGGUCGUACUGAAGCUAUGACUUUACGCUAAGUAGGGGGUCAAUUUUUAAGCCCAGUGUAAAUUUUUCGUGUUUGAAUUUGAAAAUGUGCCCAUUAUGUUGUGGGCCUUAUUUGCCGCCAUUUUGUGCCAGCUGACUAAAAACGUGUCAUAUUUUUGUAUUUAAUAAUUGUAUGUCUGAUUUUCUAUAAGAAGCAACCGAUCAAUGGGGAGAAUAUUGGUCGAUAUUAUUUAUUUAGUGUCGUAGAUGUUCAGUAAAAUCAUCUAAAUACGAUACUUUUUGUUUUCAUUUUUAAUUCAAACAAAAUUAAACCAUAUCUCCGCCAAUGGCGAUUUAAAAUUCCCUAAACUGUAAAAAACAAUAUUUCGCUUUAUCGAAUCGUGCAAUUUAUAUUAAGUAGAAAAUAGAAAUUAAACUUGUAGCUACACGUAAUCUACAAUUUAUAUAAAGUAAUAAUUGUUAGACUUGUAAAGAUAAGAUUUUCGUAAAAAAUCGCACAUUUCGCGACACUGAAUGCCAUGUCAUUUUGUUAUUUAUUUUUUUAAUGGUAACAUUUUGUUUUGUUUUCUCUCUAGCUGUACUCCUUGUAAGUAAAAUGCCAGUAAUCGAGAAUUAGUUAAUCGAAUAAAAGUGUAUGUGAAUUAAUGUUUAUAGUUAUACGUAGUGUGUAUUUAAGGGUCUAGAUGACGUUACAUUAUUUAUUUUUAUGUUGGAACAAUGUAAAUACAAUAUAGAUUGAUGGACGUUAGUUUGUGGUUAUUUAAUGAUCGAUACUUAAUAUGUCUACGUUAAGAUCUCGAUCGAUUUUUGAUUUUAUAAAUCUUUUAAUUUAUUACAAAAAAAUAUUUGAUUACUUCUUGCCAUACGAACUUGUUUACGAACUGUACUUAAAUUGUUAUUUUGUUUUGCUUUAGUUCUGAUGCGUCACAAAAUUGUUUAACUGAAAGUACAAUUUAUUUGCGAUGUUUUACUCUGUAUGAGUUGAUGCCCGAACAUAGCUUUCGAAAACAUUUCAAAUGUGUAAGUAGGUAGAACUUAGGUUUUAAUACCUAGCAUAUAUCCAGGACACAUUGUUUAAAAAUUGUGCCAAAACCCAAAAGUAUAUUAAAAAAUAAAAUAUUAA